AUGAAUCAAGAAAAUAAACGUACAAAAAUUGAUUAUGCUGCUCAAAAUGGUCGCCUUGAAGUAAUAAAAUAUUUACAUUCUAAAGGAUAUAAAGGAACAGAAUGGGCAAUUAAUUAUGCUGCAGCAAAUGGGUAUAAAGGAACAGAUCAAGCAAUUAUUAAUGCUGCAAUUAGGGGUUACCUUGAAAUUAUUAAAUAUUUACAUGAAUUAGGGUAUAAAGGUGAUAAAUGUGCAUUUAAUUGUGCUGCAAUGAAUGGUCACCUUGAAGUAGUAAAAUAUUUACAUGAAUUAGGGUAUGAAGGUGAUGAAUUUGCGAUUAUUAAUGCUGCAGAAUAUGGUCGCCUUGAAGUAAUUAAAUAUUUACAUGAAUUAGGGUAUAAAGGAACAGAUCAAGCAAUUAUUAAUGCUGCAAAAAAUGAUCAUCUUGAAGUCGUAAAAUAUUUACAUUCUAUUGGAUAUAAAUAA
Messenger RNA from Hydra vulgaris (swiftwater hydra), 465 nucleotides. The record is from RefSeq and is a predicted model, not a curated record. Lineage: Eukaryota; Metazoa; Cnidaria; Hydrozoa; Anthoathecata; Hydridae.